This is a messenger RNA of Cryphonectria parasitica EP155, 726 nucleotides long. RefSeq lists its product as uncharacterized. The transcript has 2 exons. The record is from RefSeq and is a predicted model, not a curated record. NCBI's taxonomy places the organism in Eukaryota, Fungi, Ascomycota, Sordariomycetes, Diaporthales, Cryphonectriaceae. The coding region runs from base 1 to 726 and encodes 241 amino acids.
AUGCCUGAAGCGCUUGUGGCGCUGGCCAUCGACUCGGGCCUCCUCAACAUGACCAUUGAUGGCUCGCCAUCCGCAGUCUGUACGGUCAUACCACGAUCGAGUCCACCCAUCUGCUCCUGCCAUUUCUGCUGCUGCUUCUUGUACAUCCGCCGCCGGGCCCACAGGUACACCGAUAUUGCGACCAGCCCGGCGCCGGCUACAGAUGCGCCCAAACCGAUCCCCACAAUCUUGCCCGUGCUGAGACCCGGUGGCAUCAUGUCCGAGUUCUCGGUCUCGCUCGUGCUUGGGACGGGAAGGGCGCCAGCGAAUGCACUGGAGGCUGAAAUGCUGCUGCUUGUAGAGCCUGCGGUCGAGGCCAAGGAUGUCGAGGUCGCCGUGGGCAGACCGGUCGACACUACCAGGGUCUCACUGCUGCUGGUGGUGCUGGUACUGGUGAGUACCGAUUGUGAGAUCUGCGGUGUCUCCGCUGAGGCGAUAGAAGUGGUCGGUGUUGAGGAUGGCGUCGACGAUGAAGUGAUGGCAAGCGGCGGCGUCAGCACAGUGCGAGACAAUGAUGACGUGGUGACGGAGGAAGAUGAUUCGGUCGUUGAAAUCGGAGGCGAUUGUUGCGUCGAGGGUGGUGACCCGCCCCCAACUAAAGAAGAGGAAGAGGUGCAAUCUUCAGGGCUGGAUGCUUGUGGCUGUGGCACCGCCGCUGCAAGCAGUUCGAACUUGGCUGCAGGCUGA